GCAAAACUUAGACAAUUACAUGGUCUUCUUUCCCACUUUGACGCAUCGUGUAAGAAAAGAAAAAGAACAAAGAUCUCAAGACCAGACAAAGAAAGAGAAAAUAAACCAAUUUUCUCUUAUUCGGAUUGGAAAAAGAGAGAAAACAAAAUAUGAGAGAUUCAAUAUACUUUUCAUGGAUUUGUGAUAAUCGAUUAAGGGUUAUAAUGAUGGUGAUGAUGAUGGUAUCAUGGAGAUGUGUUGUGGGAUUGGAGAACAUAAAUCCAAUAUUCUUCGAUGAAGGUCUUUCUCAUUUAUUUGGUGAAAGUAAUCUCAUCCGAUCUCCUGAUGAUCGUAGUGUCCGAUUACUCCUCGACAAAUACACAGGGUCAGGAUUCAUCUCUUCAAGCAUGUAUCAACAUGGAUUUUUCAGUUCGUUAAUAAAGUUGCCGGGAGCGUACACGGCUGGUAUUGUCGUCGCGUUUUAUACAUCAAACGGCGAUGUGUUUGUGAAGAGCCACGACGAACUAGACAUAGAGUUCUUAGGGAACGUUGAAGGAAAGCCGUGGCGGUUUCAGACGAAUAUGUAUGGAAACGGUAGCACAAACCGCGGCCGCGAAGAACGCUACCGCCUUUGGUUUGAUCCUUCCAAGGAGUUUCACCGUUAUAGCAUCCUUUGGAAUCCUACCAAAAUAAUAUUUUGGGUAGACGAUGUACCAAUAAGAGAAAUCAUAAGAAAAGAAGAAAUGAAAGGAGACUACCCACAAAAACCAAUGUCUCUCUACGCAACCAUUUGGGACGCUUCAAGCUGGGCUACUUCCGGCGGAAAAUUCGCCGUCGACUACACAUUCUCACCUUUCGUCUCUGAAUUCAAAGAUAUUGCUCUUGACGGUUGUAAUGUCUCCGACUCGAUUCCCACCGUCGCCAGCAACAUCAACAUCAACAUUAAUUGCUCUGUCUCCUACCAACUUCUCACGACCAGCGAUUACUCAACCAUUAGUCCUAAGCAAGCAGCCGCAAUGCGACGGUUCCGAGAACGUUAUAUGUAUUAUUCUUAUUGUUAUGACACCGUGCGGUAUGCCGUGCCUCCCCCGGAAUGUGUGAUUGUGACAGCUGAGAAAACCCGGUUUAGGGAUACCGGACGGUUAAAGUUCGGUGGUAGUCAUGCUAAAGUGCAUAGAGCUCGGAAAAGACGGAGGCGGAAUCGGUCCACGCCGGUGGAUGCGGCUGAUCAGUAGCAUUAUUUAGUUGAAUGGAUUCUCUCAUGUGUGUGUAUAUUUAGUGUUUUAUUAUAGAUUAUUUAUCAUUCAUCAGGUUUUCACUACUUUUGAAAUUAGUCAGUUAUAGAUCAACAGGUUAAAAAUUAAGAAAAACUUUUUUCAGUUUAAAUGAUUUCGUAUCAAAUGACAAUGUGAAAGUUAAUUAUGACUUUGGAAGAGGAGAAAAAAACAGUUGGUUCGUUUUUCC
Thlaspi arvense is the source of this 1443-nucleotide messenger RNA. The record is from the annotation of a GenBank genome assembly. Lineage: Eukaryota; Viridiplantae; Streptophyta; Magnoliopsida; Brassicales; Brassicaceae.